ACAAUAAUGAUGUAUUUGGCGAAUCAAAUACAUGGUCUAUUAACGAACCAUUUUGAUUAGUUGAUAAUAUUAAUUGAGAAUUUUAUGAAAGAUUCCUGUAAAAGGUUUCAUUAAGGCCUAAUUUAUGUCGAGUAGACCUUGUUGCUUUGUUGUAAAAAUUUAAAAUUGAAGUUGUAGGGAGGGACUUAUGUCACCACAAACAGAGACUAAAGCAAGUGUUGGAUUUAAAGCUGGUGUUAAAGAUUACAAAUUGACUUAUUAUACUCCUGAGUAUGAAACCUUAGAUACUGAUAUCUUGGCAGCAUUCCGAGUAUCUCCUCAACCUGGAGUUCCACCCGAAGAAGCAGGGGCUGCAGUAGCUGCCGAAUCUUCUACUGGUACAUGGACAACUGUAUGGACCGACGGACUUACCAGUCUUGAUCGUUACAAAGGACGAUGCUACCACAUCGAGCCCGUUGCUGGAGAAGAAAAUCAAUAUAUUUGUUAUGUAGCGUAUCCUUUAGACCUUUUUGAAGAAGGUUCUGUUACUAACAUGUUUACUUCCAUUGUGGGUAACGUAUUUGGGUUCAAAGCCCUGCGUGCUCUACGUUUGGAGGAUUUGCGAAUCCCUGUUGCUUAUGUAAAAACUUUCCAAGGCCCGCCUCACGGUAUCCAAGUUGAGAGAGAUAAAUUGAACAAGUAUGGUCGUCCCCUAUUAGGAUGCACUAUUAAACCUAAAUUGGGGUUAUCCGCUAAAAACUAUGGUCGAGCAGUUUAUGAAUGUCUUCGCGGUGGACUUGAUUUUACCAAAGAUGAUGAAAACGUGAACUCCCAACCGUUUAUGCGUUGGAGAGGUUUCCUAUUUUGUGCCGAAGCUCUUUAUAAAGCACAAGCCGAAACAGGUGAAAUCAAGGGGCAUUACUUGAAUGCUACCGCGGGUACAUGCGAAGAAAUGAUAAAAAGGGCUGUAUUUGCCAGAGAGUUGGGAGUUCCUAUCGUAAUGCAUGACUACUUAACAGGGGGAUUCACUGCAAAUACUACCUUGGCUCAUUAUUGCCGAGAUAAUGGUCUACUUCUUCACAUCCACCGUGCAAUGCACGCAGUUAUUGAUAGACAGAAGAAUCAUGGUAUGCACUUCCGUGUACUAGCUAAAGCGUUACGUCUGUCUGGUGGAGAUCAUAUUCAUUCUGGUACCGUAGUAGGUAAGCUUGAAGGGGAAAGAGAUAUUACUUUAGGCUUUGUUGAUUUACUACGUGAUGAUUAUACUGAAAAAGACCGAAGUCGCGGUAUUUAUUUCACUCAAUCUUGGGUUUCCACACCAGGUGUUCUACCCGUUGCUUCAGGAGGUAUUCAUGUUUGGCAUAUGCCUGCGCUAACCGAGAUCUUUGGGGAUGAUUCUGUACUACAGUUUGGUGGAGGAACUUUAGGACACCCUUGGGGAAAUGCACCAGGUGCUGUAGCGAAUCGAGUAGCUCUAGAAGCAUGUGUACAAGCUCGUAAUGAGGGACGUAAUCUUGCUACCGAGGGUAAUGCAAUUAUUCGCGAAGCUAGCAAAUGGAGUCCUGAACUAGCUGCUGCUUGUGAGGUAUGGAAGGAAAUCAAAUUUGAAUUCCCAGCAAUGGAUACAGUCUAGGCUAAGUAAUUAAUGUUCGGUUGAAUUGUAAUUAAACUCGGCCCAAUCUUUUCCUAAAAGGAUUGAGCCGAAUCCAAUUAUUCUAUAUAUACAUUGUAUCUCUCUAUUUAUAGAGACUUAUUUAAAUAUACCGGCAAGAUCUUAAAUACAAAAUGGAAUACUAAACAACUCAAACUUUCUAUUAUUGU
Beta vulgaris subsp. vulgaris (sugar beet) is the source of this 1800-nucleotide messenger RNA. RefSeq names its product ribulose bisphosphate carboxylase large chain. Gene Ontology annotation, biological process: carbon fixation. The record is from RefSeq and is a predicted model, not a curated record. Gene Ontology annotation, molecular function: magnesium ion binding; ribulose-bisphosphate carboxylase activity. NCBI's taxonomy places the organism in Eukaryota, Viridiplantae, Streptophyta, Magnoliopsida, Caryophyllales, Amaranthaceae.